Molecule: messenger RNA, 3884 nt
Organism: Sphaerulina musiva SO2202
Lineage: Eukaryota; Fungi; Ascomycota; Dothideomycetes; Mycosphaerellales; Mycosphaerellaceae
Exons: 2
Coding region: 438-1856 (472 amino acids)
Source: RefSeq, a predicted model, not a curated record
GAACAGAAUACACCUUACCUACUCCGCCCUCAUCCACGCGCGCUCUGAGUCUGCCUCCCCCUCCCCUCCCCCGACCACAACACCGCCAGUCACCACCACCGCUAUCAUAACCACCACCACCACCACCACUCCCACCACCGCCGGAGCUUCGUGGCAGACCGGCGGCAGCGCGAGAGCACGACCGUCGCGAGAGGGAACCCGCUUGGCGUCUGGAUCCGCGUAGCGUUGCUGCAGGGCCGAUCGCUCACCACCACCCAGUAGUCUGCACCAGAACGGAGACUGCGAGAGCUUGAAUCCACCAGCCCGCUCCAUCACUUUGGCUGUGCGCCGGGCCUUCCUUCCUCCCAGACCUCCUUGACCACACCACUACUUCUGCUACUGCUACCCUGUCGACCUUGAUCUUUCCCGCUCUCCUCCCGUCCACUUCAACCCCCAAUAUGUCCACCGCCGUGGCAGCAGCGCCGACAGCUACCCUCUCACCCUCGGUCGAAAGAGUGUCUCCUCGCCACUUUGCCGCUAUUGCUCCCUCCAGCAACACGAGCCAUCCGUCGGCAUCAGCCGCUGAACCCGCCGCGAAACGAGCACGAAGCAAUGGCGCGUCACCGGAGACUACUGUGAGAAUAGAGGCAGGCAAGAGCUCGCCGAACGGCAUUCGCAACGGCGUACCGCCCAUGAUCAAGGUGAAGAAAGAGCCGGGCUCGCCAGCUCUGGCAUCCUCGAGACCACGGCCGAAACGACUCGACCUCUCCUCAAGCAUGGCUGCAAGCCGCGGUCCGCACACUGCACGACCCUCGGCGCCAUUGACUGGACAAUCAUCUGGUCUUCACAUUCACGAUGUUGGCCUCGCGUGCCUGUCGCCGGGUUUCGCAACGCACGAUCCGGCGUUACGAGAACAACUACAGCGUAGUAUGGACGUUCGAGACCAGCAGAGGCAGAUCAUUGAAGCGAGACAGAAGGGAGGGAAGCCAGGUAGCUCGGGGGAACACGAUGGACCACGAACGCAGGACACAACCCUGUUUGGCGUGCAAACCGGGACGAGGACGCCCAUCACGUCGCGAAGGAAAGGACCACCGCCUGGUCUCUCAAUCGCAGCUCCUUCUGCAGCUCAAUUCGCCCACGAUCGUGUCAUACAAUCAGCGCCUCUCCACCAGACGUUUACUGGUCUCAGACCGGGAGAAUACCCCUCGAGCCGUCACGCACAACAUGGACCAAGUGGCUUGAGCCAGACGAGCCAUAUUCACCACGUGCCCGCGACGCAAACAAAUAACAGGCUUCCUCCCAUCUCGGACGUAUUUGCUAACGACCGAUUCGAGGGCCGACGUCAGCACAACAACUCUCCUGGGCACUCAUCCCAUUCCAAUGUGCAACCGCCAAUGCCGUCACCGGGAUUCGCCCCUGCCCACCAGCAGCACCCUCCCCUCAGUGCUCGCGAACGAUUUAGGUCCGCUGAAGAAGCUGUACAAGGACUUUCUGGAGGACGGGAUGAGCUGUUGCCAAAGGUUGUGCAUUACGGUGGUGUCCAACCACCGACGCCUCCAUCACCGAUGCAUCAUGGCGGGAACCACACCGGAGCAGGAGUACAGGAUACCGGGCAUCACGAUCGUGCAACGCGACCAGACGUCUUGGCACGGACACAGUCAAUGAAUGGCAGGCGACGGGGACGAGACGAAUACGAGGCUGACAAUGGCAGCCCGCCAUCCACCUUUAACCGCUCGGAGGCCAAACGAACAACGUUUGCGUCGCGGGGCCGUCCCGGAGAGGAAGAAGAAGACUGGAAAGUGACCAUGAGCAGUGCAGAGAAGCGAGCUGAAUUUAUCAGGCUCUGCGAGCGAGCCUGGGACUUGUUUCACUCAUGAACUUCACGGCAUCAAACACGUUUAUAUCAUUAGCACAUGACUCAUGGCUAUCAUAUCAUCAUAAUCGAAAAUACGAAGCUCGACCAUUAUUCCGCCCUCUGGAGGGAUGCCUUACAUAUGCGACACUCGCCAGCGGUGGCUGCAGAUGCCUCUCUACGAGCAGAGGCAAGAGGGUGUCAGCAUGGCGUCUUGCGGGCUUUAGACCACUACAGCAUGGAUGGUGUUCGGACUGAUGGCUCCUUACAAUUACUACAUAUUGAUUGAGUCUAGUGGCAGGCUCGGAUUUGAGCUUCUAUAAGUAGCUUGAGACGAGACUCGGCGAUUUAAUGGCGUAGAAAUGAGACCUCACAUUAUCCGCAUUUGCAUGAAUCAAAGCGAAGAAAGCAAUUUAUCUGCUCACGCUCCUUUUUCAUGUUGGACAGUGAUUAAAUGUUUCACAGGCCCAGAAAUUCCGCGCGAAAAAGAGCGAAAGACCUUGGUAGGAUUGCAAUUCCUUCCUAUCAUGGUCUUGCCUUCUUCUGGCUCGAGCAAAUUGUCGAUUCUCGGAGCAGGCCCCGAGCCUUGCGCGAGAUUGACGAUGGGAAGGGACAAACAUCCAUGUUCCGGUAGCCGUCAUACCAGGUACAGAUGGGUAUCUAGUCUCCAAGUAAACUAAUUUUUUUCAAGCCAUGCGUUUGAUUCAUAGUGCGAUGCCAAAUUCUGCUGCUCACGUGCAUCAUCGUCACCCCAAUCUGUCGUUUUUUCUUGUUCGUUCGCUGCCUUCUUUCAACAGAUAUCGGCUAUCCAGUGAAUGGGUGGUCUGAGAAGCUUUCUUCGAGGACCUAAAGGUCGCUUUGAGCCAGCCCUUGUUACAAGGCACUGGGCAUGUACGCUAUCGGCUUGUACCGUACCGUGAGGGCUCGUGAAGUGCGAUGUCAGUAUAGACAGACCUCUCUUUGGAGUGAAAGAGAAGCUUCGUGACGACGCCUUGCAGAGGCAGUCACCUCCACUACCAUGUGGUGUAGGGAGGGCCGUCCUCAGCUGAGGUUGGUUUGGAAUCCUUCCUCCUUGGUCACUCAACCAGAUGCCAUUCGUCUUGCAUCGGGCAUUCUCUUCUUCUCCUUCUGGCUCUCCUUCUUCUGCCGCUUGUCAAUCAACUUCUGGCGCUCCUUGCUCUUCAUGCCCUUGAAUUUCUCCACGAGAGCUUGCUCUUUAAUCUCCUUCUUCUUGAGAUAGUACGGUGUCUUGCCUUCCUCCACCCUGGCCUUCUCCUCUUUCCGAUGCCGCCGCACCACCUCCUGUUCGCGCUCUUUUGCGGCUUUGGCCUUUAGUCGAUUCUCCAUGCUAUUGACUUUGCGCCUCAGAAUCUGCUUGUCGUCCUCAUCUUUCGUCCGCUUGAUCUCGGCCUUCAACUCUUUGAUUUCGUCCCUCUGGUAGUCGUCGAGAAAGCUAUAUGCUUUGUCCGUGUUGCUCGGUUCCGCGUGUUGGUGGAAGGCAUCAAAGCGGGGAUCUCGCACGUUUCUCUUGGGCACAUCAACCACCUGCCGCUUUCGAGAGACCUGGUACUUGGUGGACUGCGCAGUUGGAGCAUGCUUAGAUGUCCGCGACUUAUUCGGUACGUCCUCUUCAGACGGACCAGAAUCCGAGUCUGAGUCGUCGCUAUCAUCACCGUCAUCGUCGCCGUCGCGAGCAAUCGAUUUGGCAUUUUUCGUUCUGCCUGACACUUUCUUUUCCUUAGAUGGCUUUUCCGUCUUCUGCGCUUUGAUUUGUCGUAGUCGGUCUCUCAGCGCCGCCAGCUUAUCGUCUUGGUCCAGGUGCGCAUCUGAUGUCCGUUUGCGCUUCUUUGACACGGCAUCUUGGGCCUGCUGCAAAGCGCCAAAGGACACAUGCCUGAUCUGCAGCUCGGCCUCUCCGCUGUGAAAUUCUUCUCCCGGAGCCUUCACCUCGACCUCGUCUCCAGUCUCGUCCUCAGUCUCGUCCUCAACCUCGUCCUCAUCCAUGAUCUCGUCCUCGUCGACAUCAUCAUGUCGAACAUCCUGCAGUUUCCGC